Cladophialophora immunda is the source of this 1119-nucleotide messenger RNA. RefSeq lists its product as uncharacterized. The record is from RefSeq and is a predicted model, not a curated record. The transcript has a single exon. NCBI's taxonomy places the organism in Eukaryota, Fungi, Ascomycota, Eurotiomycetes, Chaetothyriales, Herpotrichiellaceae. Bases 1 to 1119 code for a protein of 372 amino acids.
AUGGCCAGCAUCUUCCUUAUUGCUCCUCUUCCGCUCCUCUUUCUCCUCGUCACUGUUGGGGCAUUCAAAUGCAAGCACCUGCUGCCUCUUUGGAAACACGAGCGUCAGAUCAAGCUCGAUUUCUCACCAAACCAACUCUCUGUCAUCGACAUCGCUGUCGUCUUAGCUGUCUUCCUCUUGAGAUCUGUCAGAUACUCGAUGCUGUCAAUAUCCAUGCGGACCUUCAACCUCAGAAAUAGGGUGUCUGAAGCUCCGAAGUCACCAGGCGCAGACGAACUCACAUUGGUCAUGCCGUUCCGAGUAACGCAAGCAGACCUUGCUGCAUAUUCGGCGGCUAUCAAGAACCCACCGGACAGUGAGAGCGUUGACUUGGCGGGCUCACAGUUGCUUCUGUUCCUAUCAGCAUCAAGUGAGCCAGCCAUGCUGCUGUUACUUGCCCAUUCGUCGUGCACAGUGCGGCCGUUAGGUUCUGUCAACGUGAGAAAUCGAUUCGAACUGUUGAGGCCUGAUCUGUGCACGGAGUGGGCUUUGACGUCGUUCAAGAAGGCCUACUUGACUGCAAGGCUCUCAAAAGAUGUCCGCACCGUCAAACGAGGGUUCGAAGUCGACCUGGUGGUAAGCUUGAGUAUCCCGAGCAAGGACUCGAACAACCCCAUCACCGUCUUUCGUCAAAACUUCACGAUUUUGCAGUUCGCAAGAGUUCGUGCAGAAUUGGCUCAACCACAGGAUUGUGCUCGCAACGGAGGAGCCAUUCCAGUCUGGUCGGAUUCGACAGCAUUGACCGUCGAGGACAAUGCUCCGGCAUACUGGGCAAGGCUCUGCAAGGAUUACAACCCGAUACAUACCUCGACAAUCGCAGCAAAGCUCUUUGGCUUCCCAGGAAAACUAGCUCACGGCAACCACGUCGGUGCCUUAGCGGCCAAGUACAUUACACUGGCAAGUGAAACAGGGCCGCUCUUUAUGGAAAUAUCUUUUAAGCGGCCUGUGGUUGUCCCCGCGCAAUUGGACUUGCAGGUUUCUAGAGAGACGGCGGAAUCCUCGCCCUUGCAUUUUACAGUGUUUCAAAUUCUGAGCAAAAACAAAGUCAGCAUUGAAGGGAGAGUUGGCCAGCUCCAAUAG